Molecule: messenger RNA, 7338 nt
Organism: Amoebophrya sp. A120
Lineage: Eukaryota; Dinophyceae; Syndiniales; Amoebophryaceae
Source: the annotation of a GenBank genome assembly
CUCAGAAACAUGAAAACAUAGACAUACUACCGUGGUCGUUUCACGACCACGGCGACCUUGCGGACCUCGGCCUCAAGAAAGCGGCAGUUUGUCUUGCUUCCUUCGCAUGACAAAAAUCUAGUACUCCACUUUUAUCACAGCUCAAGCCAUACAACCCAUUUUCCAUAUGUAGUUGCUACAAUAUUGUUGUGUCCCCCGCACGUUGUUAGUCGUUGACUUUUAAGAAGUAAGUGAUGCUCCUAAAGCAAAGUACAAACCCUGAGGCUUAUUUUUAACCAACAUGUCACAUCCCCCAUUCCGCACUCAAUCUUCUCAAGACCGACGCCUGCAUCUCACCGCGUCCGCCGGGAGCGGCCGCGUCAACACUGACUGACAGUGCCAUGAGGUGGCACGACUGCCCAAGGACGACGUGAUGUAUCCACUCGAAGGAGCAGCUCCCUCAUUUUGCCCCAAAGAUGAGUACUAGGGUUCUACACUGAAACCUCACAGGGCGAGGUCGCUAAUUUGAAUUUCAGAAGUCCUCAAUGACAGGUUUCGGCGGGGGGACUACAAGCGCAAAGCCCAGAACACGGGCCUCUUCCCACGGCACCCUCGACAGUGACAUAUCAAAUGUAAAAGUGUCGGGGUCUGGAAGCUUGCCAGGUUUGUCAUGCAUAUUUUGGAAGACUCGCGAUGUCUGUGAUGCAUGCUCUAGCACGACAGAUUUUUAGAGGCCUACGCGAUGCCUCUACCGCAUGAGAAAUGCCCUCUCCGGGUAGCACAAACUGGAGUUCUGUUGCCGGUCAUGCAAUUCAAUUUUUUUUAGAAUCCAGAGACAGCAUCACAAGUUUAGAAUCUUCCAGACCCAGACAUUUUUGCAUUUGAUAUGACACGAACUUUUUCGAUGUUUCCAGCGUGUCUGAGGGGGAGCAGGAGGUUAAUAAUCCAGCACAAAAUCUGGGAAAUGAACAGCCCCCCACCAGCAGCAGCAGCAGCACGAAAAAGCCGCGCCGGCGCUCCGGCUCAGCAAAUAACACGACAUGGCGCGGCAAAUUUGCAUCCCGAAAGAGCAGCAUUGUCAAUGGCGCGAAAAGGAAAAUGCGUGCAUCAACAUCCUCCUCUUCCACACUAGUACAAGCUGUACCUCGUCCGAGUGAGCGGGAUUUGGUGAUUGCAAUCGAUGAAAUUUUGGAACACGAGAUUCUUCAGGCCGAACAAGGUGACGACGGCGCUGACGUGGUUAGAGUUACCGCGUUUGCUACACGUAGUACACCCCCGUCGAAAAUAUUAAAUCCGAAUGCCUUCAUUCGUGCGGAUGGCGAGGGGGAGACCUCCGCAGGAAUUCUGCCUGAAGAACUUGUUCUCAUGGGUGGCGAUGAUGAUGAGAACGAGGCUUCUGAUGUGGUCAAUAACAUUGCCCGACAAGAACCGAUGAAAAUGAUGUUACACCGCGACGAUGACGAACAUAACGUCAACACCACGUCUAGUACCGAUGCGAUGCCUGUCCCUCACCACAACUCUACUGUCCACACCAGCCAUAACGUGAAGGCCCUCGACGACCUUCUUUCACUACUCAGCACUGGUGUGAAAAGAGCGGGAAGGAGAGAUGACAAGCAGCUGGUAUCUACUUCUGCUGGUCGAGGAGGUCCCACGAACAGCAACGGGAAGCGCAGUCACCAUUACGCUACCCCGAUUCAGCGGAAAAGUUCAUCCAGGUUGGUCAUUCAUCACUCCCCAGGCGGAGUUCGUGGGCGUGGUCGCACAACUACUACCUCUAGUACCGCCUUGUCUUCGUCAACGUCUUUCGGAGCAGGGGACUACAAUAGCUCGAAGAUGAAGGACAAAUUUCGAAAAGUGCUGCCACCACGACCACCCAGUCGUGGUGCCGGUGAUGACAUUACAACUGCGAUGACGAGCAACAUGUCCUCUCCUGUCCCACAUCACAGCCGUUCGGCGGCCGCAACAGCCUGGAUGUUGAAUGCUAAACAAGAUCGAAAAACUAGGCGGCUUAGCAAGGGGCUACAGCCACCAACUACUUCUGAAGAAGUAGAAGAUGAUCCUGAAAAUACCAAGCAGAUGAAAGCAGAACCCCAGGUCGUCGUCGAUCCGGAUCGCGACUACCUCGCCAUCUGCAACUGCAAGCGCGAAGGCCUGCGGCUGCACAACUGGCGGGAAGGAGUGAUUCACGUGGUGAGGAAGGAAAUGGAAAAUUUUUUGCCAAACCUCCCAGGCGAAGAACAAAAUGAACAACGAGAAGGUGGACCGUUACUCACCUCCUCCGCGAGUGGCAUCAAUGCAGAAGCAGUCGAAAAUGGUGCGAAACAAGACGCGCAGUGGCGAGCUACUAGCACACCCGUAUUAGAAGUAGAGCAGCACCUGACUCCCGCACGACAGGUGCAUCCCGCCCCAGCAACUACGUCCCCUGAGUCAACAUCUGUCGUGGCAAAACAAGUACCUCAGCGAGGAAGUACAGCGGCAAGGUUCUCGGACGUCUGGGAGCCCGUGAAGGUCCGCCUAUUGCUCCGGGAUCUUCUGAUGCGGAAAAGGAUGGAGAGGAUAAACGAAAGAGAACGGAGUCUAGAAAAAGAACAAAAGCAACUACUUCUUCUCGCGGAACACGAAAAGGAACAGCUUUCCCUCCACGAGCUUGGGACGCCAAGAACCGCUGGUGAACACGAUGGGCACGACGCUCUCGUCACACCAUCGCAGCUGUUCUGCAGAAGGGAGAGCAGGUUUGACAAGUUGAGCAAGAGACAUGUGCCAACUACGCCGAAUGUGGUGCAACAGACUACUAGUGCUGUUGAUCCAUCAUUUUCGAUUUCGCACCCGUCGGUGCAGCACAUCAAGCGCAACGCCAGUAAGAAGCCGGCUAAAAAUACAGCCAUUGCGACUUCUUCUACUGCGCCAGGAGGCCGCUCAUCUUCGACUCAUGCGGCCACGAAAAAAAUGAACCUGAAAACUUUGCCGCUCGACAAUGGGAGAAGGAACAAGCCGCAACUGCCAAUCAACAAUGCGAAAAAUCCCCCGUCGACAGUCAACAUUCCGGAACGAUACAAAACAAACGUGGUCUCCGCAGCUUCACUUUUGAAAAGCUUGAAAACGACUACAACUCAUCACGAUGCUUCCGCGACGGUGGCAACUUCUGCCGCCAAACCAUCAAAAGUGGCAAGUACUUCUAAGGUGGCCGGCCACAAGCCCCCGCGGGCAGCACAUAAUUCACCGGCGAAUAAAGUCAAAGCGGUAGAACUUCUACAACCAGAGGUGGACCCUGGUUCUGAUCCUGAUUUCUAUCACCAAGGAUCUUCCUCGAGUAACAACUACCCAACAGGUCCUUCAAAAGCAGCUUCACCAGGGUGGCCCGAAAGCGAGGAACGCGAGGAGCACGCACUUGGAAAUAGUACUACGAGUAGCGCGGCGAAAAUAAAAUCGGGGGAACUACAAAAACAGCCACAGCAGCAGGUGCGCGAGAUCAUUAUCGCGCACAAGCAAUUUAUGGAAAGCAUGAUGAAGAGCCUACCAGAUGCGCAGAUGAAAGUAGAGCACAGUGGAAUGAAGAACAACAACAAUAACGACCAACAGCUGUUGCUGCGCCACUCGUCCACCCCCAGCGUUGAUUUGUCGAUUCGCGACCAACUGAACGACCUGAGAUCUUUACUGGACAAAUGCGCCGCGUUGGUGGAGCGAGAGUUUCCGCAUUUUUUGCUGGAUGGUGAAGAGGUGGAUGGUGCUAACAUGUUUGUCAGCGGCGCGAGGGCUCCCGGUAGUCGCUCAGUUGUAGUUCCGGACUAUAUGGACCUCCACCAGUCCCACCUGCUGCACGAGUUGGAUUUUUAUCAACUGGAAAUUUCGACGAUUUCCCGUGCAGACGGACGAGGGCAUGUUCUACUGCAUGACAAAACUUCCUUACCUGCGAUUUUACCGGUCAGCAUGACAAGCGUGGUUCUUACACUCUAACAAGUUGGCGGAAUUUGUGAUGCAUUUCGUACAGUGUCAGUGUCUGUGCGGGAACAAAAUGAAUUUGUCUUGCAUAGCUUUCUUUUCCACCCCGUCGAGGACUAUUUGUACAGUGGAAGAAUUAUCCACCCAGUUUCUGAUGCGGACCUCGCUAUGGGAAGUACUAGAACUUCAUCUAUGACAAGCCCGUAUACUACAGAACACGCCAACUCCACAGCAACCGCUCUCCUUCCCUUCAAGUACCGACUGAAGAAACAAAUGCUGCUUCCGUUGCUGCGACUGGAGGAAAAAAUCCGGCACAGUCCGAGCUACAUGCUGGAAUGCGAACUCGGGCGGGCAAAAAAUUCUUACGACGAAGAGGACCACGACCCGGCAGCAGAUCUCCAACGGUUGAUCACCUUUGAAUUUCUGAAACGGCUGAAAAUCUACAAUGUUCCCUUCCACCAGGUGAUCAACAGCUUGCGGCAGGCUGUGUUGCUAUUCCCCUGCGACAGUGAGAUUUUCAACGCGUGUUUGUAUAAUGUCCGGGUGAACGAAGCGUGGCGGGGAAGGUUGUUAGCCGGCAUGGAUUUGCGGGAGGAAGUGGAGAGGUAUUUUCAGAACGAAGUAGUACCAAUGAACCCCCGAAGAACAUCGCGAGAGAAUCUGAGUCAUGUUGCACAACAACAAGAACUCAGUGGAGGUUCAGUGGUGAUGGACCUGGAGCUGGACCAAGAUGAAGAAAAUAUUACCGCCAAGAACGAUAUUCUGCUGGAGAAGGUUGUCUUUCAUCCGUCGUCUUCGACUGUGGUAUCUUACGAGCCGAAUGUGCACCUGUUGCGCGACGUGUUACGUGUUGUGCCAGGGGCGACGACUACGACUGGUAUAACAACUUCUACUGGGUCCUCAAUAAAGACGAAGACGGCCGACUUAGUAGACGAUACAACCCCCAUCGUCCCAGGGUCGGGUCUGAAGAGAGGGCACCAGAACAAAAACGCCGCGCAGAUGAACCACCGAGGAUCUUCGCCGGGUUUUAAGCUGGACUUCUCAAAACUCGUGCCAUCCUCGUCUUCGCAAGUUGUGAUGCAGGAGAGCAGUGGGGCUCUACUUGAAGAGGCCGCACAGACGCCGACACAGGGAGCUGGUGGACGAGCCACUUCUACUACCAGCAAAAACGAAGCGAAGCCCGGCGUGAGUGCGCACCUCCUGGCGAAGUAUCCACUGAAAAAAACAACCGCGAGCAUCGGUGUCAAGAACAAACAAGCCGAUACAAGAACGGCGGGCAAAACUGGCACAGGCCAGGCGCUUGAUCGGAUGAGAAGUAGAGGUAAUAUUAAAACCCCCGCCGGCGGGGGUAGUCAGCAUCGACGCGGCGCUCCUGGACCGGCAGGUGUUGGAGCUUCUCCUGAGAAUAAACGGCAGAAUGUUACUGGUCCACCGCAUUACCAUCUCCAUCCGCACAAGCGACAGCAGCAGCAUCAUCAACAUCAACCGCCGGGUGUAGGGUUUGACAACAUCCUCCCGCAUCAUGCAACUACCGGUGCAAAUGCAGCACCUGGAACAAUCGUCAGCGAGACGAUAAACCUACCUACUUCAUCAUCACAGCAAGAUACUUCAUCAUCAUCAUCAUCAUCAUCACCCUACAAGCCGGAGCUCACCAUUCUAGUCGGUGGCUCGGCUAGUUGUCCCUCGGUGAGAGCAUUGCUCCCGGAUUUCCUUGCCAAUUUGCUCCCACGAGCAAAUGGUGCUGAUUUUCACAACGGCGAUCAUUUCCACCGUAAUGGAGAUGCGUCGAAGACGAACUUUGAUCUUUUGAACCCCCGAGUUUCCCUACAGUUUGUCUACAUCGACGAAGCGCACGCAGCGGACACGUUGGCCUCCAACAUUGGAGGUUAUGCGAGGGAAACAAGAUCUUCAGUUCCAAGACGACAGUCUAGUACUUCCCAGUGAUAAAAAUUCAAGUCUGUGGUCAUCAUGUUGCAGCAGUGUUUGAUUCAUCAACUUGUGUCGCUAUCCGGUAGAGGAUUUCUGCCGACUCAGACCUACUGCAGAGCUGGUUUCUUUGCCGCGGCCCAUGUCCAUCACCUCUACAGGUGGAACAACUCCGUUUAUUGCAUAUAGUCGCAGUUGUACUAGUAUCGAUGAGCUGCAUGCAGUUCGUUGUGGUCUACUUACUACUAGCAGACAAUGACAAAGACUGUGUCUGUGGCAGAAGUACUGAGAUUGCAUGUAGUCGUCCAAGAACUUUUUUCCCCUCCAUACCAUUUCAGCCGGCGUGGCCAACGCGAGCCACAAGUCCCAGGCGGACCGGAGAAAAUAUGGCGCUCUCGUCAACUGUUACAUCCUCAACUGUUACAUGGAUUUGUGACGCAAGAACGGCAACAGUGAAAGAGGGGACCUUGCGCGUCUUGCAUGACAGAUUUGGCACAGAUUAUCAGCCUGCUGGGCUCUUCGAGUAUUUGUAAUGCGAAACAGCUUGAUCGUGUCGAUCCUGAUUGCAACUCUGCGUGACAAAUCACGUACUUAACAGCUGAAAAUGUAACAUUUGAGAACGCCAUAGAAAGCGCGCUUUGGACUUUUGGAAAAAGGAAGUCUUGGCACACUUUGACAAGGAAGACAAAGAUGAAAGAACAAGAAGCUGCGCCGAUGGCACAUCAACUAUCAAGACGACCUCCGCCCAUCUUCCAGCCUGGCUCGGCCCCCUGCUCAUCGACCUCCACCCGGAGAACCAGUUCAAGGAAUUCUUCGCCUGCUGGCCGACCCGGGUGCUUGUCGUGAACAAUUACACGGGAAAAUUGGAAUUUGUUUCCUUCGGCAAGAAGAAAGACGGAGGGCGGCUGGAUCUGGACGGGGUAUAUGAUGUAGUGCUGAAGAGAGGUGAAGAGAAAACGAAAACGACCAGCGGGGGAAGAUCAUCAUCAUCUUCAAAACAAGGAAAACACGAACAACCGCGGAAGAAAACCAGAUCUUCGCAUCCACAUGCUGAUGAUGUUGAAAGUCAUCAUUUUCCUCGUCACGACGACGACGCGAAGGAACAUCAUCAGAAGCUCAGUAGACGUAGCAAGACAUGGUAAUGGAUUUAGAUAAGUGACUGUGACUUCUAUACAAGAGCCAGCUUUUGAUGCCGGCCCGGGCUAUAGAAUAAUGCUUUACAAAGUUGUUCCCUACUUAUGUGAUUACAAAAAUGCAAAGACACAGCUUUUGUCUACAUACGAUUCUCAAUAGCGACGUAAGUCAGUCAAUUCAAACUAUCACUAAGGUGUCGACGCCUUAUGAAUCAGAAUCCUGCUGUACGUAAGUACUUUUCUUCAUUCCGGUUCAUCAGCAGAUGAAAAGGUAUCGUCAAGUAUCAAGAAACCGGGAUGACAGGUGGAGCCACCUCGACCACCAGCGCCAGCUUUUUAUUCAUUUUGGAUAAUGUCCGUC